AUGAUUUUAGAUGAGGUUGAAGCUGAAGAUUCAAGAAAGCCAUACAUUGUUCAAAUGAUGAAGACCAUGAAGCCACAUCACUUCAACUUGGAUGAGAACUGGUAUACUUCGAUGCUCAGUCAGAUCUCAAGAUCUGAUACCGCAAUUGACAUGUUAUAUACAUAUGAUACGGUCCUGCACGGCUUUGCUGCGAGGAUGAGUAAAGCAGAGGCUGAAGCCAUGCAGAGUAUGGAUGGCUGCUUGGGUGUAAUCCCCUCUUCUCUUAAUCAAAUCGCCACCACUCACACACCUGAGUUCCUGGGGCUUAUUUCUUCUUCCUCUUUGUCGGACUCGGGAGUGAUCACAGGCGAAGACGUUAUCAUAGGCGUGAUCGACACAGGGAUAUGGCCUGAAAGCCGAAGCUUCCACGAUGAAGGCUUUGGAGACAUUCCUUCAAGAUGGAAGGGCGAAUGUGAGAAUGGGCGGGGGUUCAAUGCUUCACACUGUAAUAAGAAAAUCAUUGGAGCUCGAUACUUUUACAAAGGCUACGAAACUAAACAUCCCAUCGACGAAACCUUGGAAUACAAAUCUCCUCGAGACAACGAUGGCCAUGGGACACAUACAGCUUCAACCAUUGCUGGGGCUGCUGUGCCUGAGAUCAGUUUCUUCGGUUUCGCCAAGGGAACUGCCAGAGGGAUGGCCCCUGGAGCCAGGCUGGCCAUCUACAAAGCCUGCUGGAAAAAGGGCUGCGAUAGUUCAGACAUAGCUGCUGCCAUGGAAAAGGCCAUCGCAGAUGGCGUGGACAUAAUUUCUGUGUCAAUUAGCUCUCAAGACCAGCCAUUUCACAUGCAUGUCAGAGCCAUUGCAGAAUUUGGGGCCAUGGAGAAGGGUGUUUUUGUUGCUGCCGCGGCAGGCAAUGCCGGACCUCUUUCAUCUUCUCUUAGUAAUCCAGCCCCCUGGAUUACUACUGUGGGCGCCAGCACCAUUGAUAGAGAUUUCUCUGCUUCUCUAGUCUUGGGCAACCAAGAUAUACACAGGGGAACUUCUACGUACAAGGGUAAUGGUACAAUUCAAGAGAGACCUCUUCCUCUGGUCUAUUCAUCCACCAACAAUAGCUCAAGGCGUUGCCUCGAUGGCGGCCUUGACCCAAAUAUGGUGAAGGGUAAAAUCGUGCUUUGUGAUCAAGGGGAGUCUACUAUCUAUGAGAAAAGCAACGUAGUGGCGAGGGCUGGCGGUGCAGGACUGAUUGUUGCAAAUGGAGUGCUUUAUGGUGAAGAGCAGCUGCUUACUAAUAUUGACGGUGUACCGGCUAUCAAUUUGGGUUUUAGAGCUGGAGAAAAAAUCAAGGUAUAUAUCAACAGUACAGGGAUUGAUGCCACUGCUACUUUGAGACUGUCUGGCUUGACUGAAGUGGGAAAUACUGUAGCUGCACCCAUUGUGGAGAGUUUUUCAUCCAGAGGACCCACUUUAGCAUACCCAGAUAUUCUGAAGCCAGACAUAAUCGCUCCCGGUGUGAACAUCUUGGCAGCAUACGCAGAAGUGGGAGGAGCCUUGCCCUACAAUAUUCUAUCAGGGACCUCGAUGGCCUGUCCUCAUGUCAGUGGCAUUGCAGCACUCAUAAAAGCAAUUCGUCCCACGUGGAGCCCAGCCGCCAUCAAAUCUGCGCUUAUGACGUCUGCUUCCAUUGUUGACAAUACAGUGCAGGACAUCAGGGAUUCAUCGACCAUGGAAGCAGCCGACUCAUUUGCCAUUGGUGCAGGCCACGUGCACCCAAUACGUGCAGUAGAUCCCGGGCUUGUCUAUGAUCUGGGACCUCAAGACUACGUCAACUUUCUCUGCACGCUCAAAUACAGCCCUCAAGAGAUUGCUCUUCUCACGAAGAAAACAGUUUCCUGCCCGCGUACCAGUUUGGAAGCGGGAGAUCUAAACUACCCAUCAUUCUCUGUGCUGUUCUACUAUGGCAACAAAUUCAGUCAGGUGAAGAGGAGAAUAGUGACAAAUGUGGGUGGACAAGCCAAUGCAGUGUAUCAAGCUAGCGUGAAGAGCCCUACCGGAGUAAAAAUAACCGUGCAACCAGAGACGUUGGAGUUCAAAAAACUAGAGGACAAAGCAGAAUACAGUGUGAGAUUUGAAACCAACAUCACAUCUCCAUUAGCGUCCAGUUGUCCUGCAAUGGCAACCUGCAAAUUAAUGUACCUCGACAUUAUCGUAUUGUUUGUAGCACUUCCAACUUACAUCGCAUUGCAGCCAUUAAAGCUGCUUUAUUUUUGUAUUCCAAUAAAUAAUUAG
Cryptomeria japonica (Japanese cedar) is the source of this 2268-nucleotide messenger RNA. Its product is annotated as subtilisin-like protease SBT1.7. The record is from RefSeq and is a predicted model, not a curated record. Lineage: Eukaryota; Viridiplantae; Streptophyta; Pinopsida; Cupressales; Cupressaceae. Gene Ontology annotation, molecular function: serine-type endopeptidase activity. Gene Ontology annotation, biological process: proteolysis. The transcript has a single exon. Bases 1 to 2268 code for a protein of 755 amino acids.